This is a messenger RNA of Biomphalaria glabrata, 5387 nucleotides long. RefSeq names its product zinc finger protein OZF-like. Gene Ontology annotation, molecular function: DNA-binding transcription factor activity, RNA polymerase II-specific; RNA polymerase II cis-regulatory region sequence-specific DNA binding. Bases 459 to 2087 code for a protein of 542 amino acids. Lineage: Eukaryota; Metazoa; Mollusca; Gastropoda; Planorbidae. The record is from RefSeq and is a predicted model, not a curated record. Gene Ontology annotation, biological process: regulation of transcription by RNA polymerase II. Gene Ontology annotation, cellular component: nucleus. The transcript has 3 exons.
GGUUGUUUUGUUUUUUUUUUGGGGUUAUUUUUUCCCCACCGAUUAUCAACAUUAGUUUUCACCUAAUCAUGUUCCCUAUCAGAUAUCUAAAUAGAUUAAGAUAUUCUGUUAUAGGUCUAGGAGGAAUGUAGAUCUAGAUAAGAAUCUAAUCUAGAAUAGCUAGUUAUUAGUAGAUCUAGAUGAUCAUGAUGGAGUAUGGACUAUGACUAACUUAACUAGAUCUAGUUAGAUUCUAGUUACUAUAGACUAUACUAUUGACAGAUUCUUAGUAUAAAAAUAAAAGACAUUUGAUAUUUGUAUACAAACUUAAAAUUCAUAAAACCCUUUUUGAUGCUGAAAUAAAACACAACUCCUUAUGUGCGAACUAUAAUCAAACAUAAAAAGGAAAAUACAGACUAGAUGAAAGACAUCUGCUAGUACAGUCAUCUGAAAUUAAAAACUGAAAUAGCCCUGCAAGGAUGGCUGGUGUCGAACAUGCUUUUACUACUGAUGUUGGAAGUGUUACGAUCAAAUGUGAAAAGGAAGAAAUUGAUGAAAGUGAUUUGAUGACAAAGUCUACAGAAGAACCAAGUCUCAAAGGGUCACAGAAGGCUGAGGUCAGACAAAGCUUUGAUACAGAUAUUAGGUUUCUGAAAAUUGAGAAGACUGAUGUGGAUAAACAACCAUCUGAAGAAAUUCUAGAUUAUCAAACUUCUAAUCUAAUCACCGGAUACCAGUGUCAGGUAAAUAUCAGUAAGCAGAAUAAAGAAAUGACUUUGGAAAAAGAUGUACUUUCUGCAGACUUACAAAAUCAAACUGAAAAAAAACAUUUGGGUGAAAUUCUCUCAGCAAAGCAGAAAAAAGUAUCAACAACUAAUAAGUCUAAAAAAACACAUGAAUGUGAAACAUGUCAGAAACGAUUUUCUAGCACUUCACAUUUAAAAAGACACCAAGUGGUUCAUGGUGCUAAGGAUGUAUUUCAAUGUCAGAUAUGUCAAGCAGGAUUUUCUCAGUAUCCAGAUUUUAAAAGGCAUCAGUUUGCUCAUACAGGUGAAAAACCAAUCAAAUGUGAACUAUGUCAAAAAGAAUUUUCUAAAUCUUUAACUUUAAAAUAUCACCAAUAUAUGUUUCAUGAUGGUGAAAAACCUUUGAAAUGUCAAAUAUGUGAUAAAACCUUUACACGAUUUAAAGAUUUGAAAAAUCACAUUUUCGGUCAUACUGGAGAAAAGCCAUUUAAAUGUAUUAUUUGUCAAAAAGAAUUUUCUGAUGCAAGCAAUUUUAGAAGACACCAGCUUGUCCAUACAGGAGUAAAACAGUUUAAAUGUGGAACAUGCCCGAAGGAAUUUUUUUGCUCUUCAGAUUUAAAAAGACACCUGGUGUUUCAUGCUAGUGAAAAAACAUUUAAAUGCGUUGUGUGUAACAAAGAAUUUUUUCAGUCUUCCCAGUUGAAAAGCCACCUUUAUGUUCACGCUGUUGAUAAACCUUUCAAAUGUCAAGUAUGUGAAAAAGAAUUUUCUCGCUCUUCAGAUUUGAAAAGUCACACCUUGGUUCAUACUGGGGAAAAACCAUUCAAAUGUGAAAUAUGCCAGAAAGAAUUUUCCAUUUCAAGCAAUUUCAAAAGACACCUGCUGGUUCACAGUAGUGAAAAACAAUUUAAAUGUCCAGUUUGUCAAAAAGAAUUUUCUCGCCCUUCAGAUGUAAAAAGACACCAACUUAUUCAUACUGGUGAAAAACCUUUUAAAUGUCAAUUAUGCGCUAAAGAAUUUGUUUGCAUGCCACAAUUAAAACUUCAUCAGUUUGUCCAUGCUGCUGAAGAAAAACCAUUUCAAUGUGAAAUAUGUCAAAAGAAAUUUACUCGGUCUACUGAUUUGAAAAUUCACAUGCUUUCUUAUUCUGAUAAAAAACCAUUUCAAUGUCAGAUAUGUCAAAAAGAAUUUGUUCGAUCUUCACUCUUGAAAAGACAUCAGUUGGUUCAUAGUGGGGAAAAACCAUUUAAGUGCCAACUAUGUCAAAAACAAUAUAGUCGCGCAUCCCAUUUAAAAAGGCACCAGUUAGUUCAUUCUAAGGAAAAGCACUCUUCUGUCUUAGAAAGUGCUUCAAGCAAUUGAAAAGGUUAGCUAGAGGUUAUUGGUGGAUUUUUUAACAUAUAUAUUUUAAAAUCUGAAAGAAAGGAAGGUUGGAAAUGUCUCUUAAUAAUUAGGUAUUUAUUUGGAAUAGAUUAGUAGCCAUUUUUAGAAAAAAAAUGUGUUAAUAUUGUUUGUAUGUUUUUUUAAUAAAAAUUUCAAGAUAAAUUUUCACAUUUAAUUGAUAGCAUUGCAUCUGGAAAUAGCAGACACAAAACAUAAAGUAAUAUUUAAAAAUAGAAAGCACUUCUGUUACAGCUUUCUAAGAAUUUUGUAUCAGUCCAUGUCUGUGCUACAAUUUGUACAUUAAAGAGGGUACUGUUCUUGACUUUCCUAUUCCAACAACACUAACAGAUCAACAACAGACGUCUCAUUCUUAUUGGUUCCUACAAACUGUAUAAAAAAAAAAAAUAGAAUUCUUCAUUCACACACAGUUUCAAUUUUCCCCCUUCCUAAAAAAAAAUAUGUUGCAAUAAUAAAUCUUGAACAACAGACACAAUAAGACCAAAACAAAACAAGGUUACAAAAGACAGUUUGUGUGGAAACACAAACUCAAAAUCGGCCCCCGAAGUAAAAUGUUUUACAUAAUUCGGAUAAUCCUUCAGAGUUGAAGAUAGUUUACUUCCUAGUCCAAACCUCCUGCAGGACGACGGGGGAUGGGAGCAGGCAGGGUUUGAACCUUCGAUCGUCGAUAAAUCCAAACGACAGUCUAGCGCGCAAACCGCACGACCAGUGGUCCACCCAGGUAGGCUUCAAUAUUUUCAGAAAGAAAAUCCGAAUGAAAUUAUAUCAAAGACAAAUGAGAGAUAAGAAUGGAGAAAGAAGGUUAACAGAUCUUGUGUAGUGCCCCAACCAUCCCACAGAUCAAAGGAUAUGUGAAAGUGAAUGUAAAGUUAGAUGUGAACCUGGCCUAACUAGUUUGUGGUCUAUAGGGCAGAUGAUGUAAAGUUCAUCUGUUUUUGUGGCCUACGGUUAACGAUGGUGUCAUGUAGCCAGCACAACGACCAACCGCCUUUGCUUUUCCCCAACUAAUGUCAGGUACCCAUUAGAGCUGGGUAGACUCAGAAGUUGAAAAUCCCAGUCUUCACCAGGAUUCGAACCCGGGACCCUCUGUUCGAACUAAAUAAGUUAAUUGUUUUUAAAGGCUCAAUCUCAUAUUCGAAUACUCAAAAAAAAAAAAAAUUUCCGCUAUAUAGAAAAAAUGUUCACGAAAAUGAUGUUUAUAAGAUUACUAUUCGUCUUAAAUUAGGUCUAACAUACUGCAUACUAAUUAGCUUUUUCUUAUAAAAAACUGCUUGCAUAAUUAAUUUUAAAAAUUAGAAUUUUCGCUUUCAGGAAAAAAAAAAGUAGCCGUUGCAUCAGAACUUUGAAUGGUCUAAAAUAUUGUGAAGUCGGAUUUUCAUUAUCUCUUCUAGUUUACGAGAUCUAAACGGGAUGGACGGACAGACAUUUCGCACAAAACUAAUAGCGUCUUUUCCCCUUUCGGGGGCCGCUAAAAAUUACAAAGCCAUAUGACUCUGAUAUGCCACAUAGGUCCUAUAGAGUGUUUCAGUUGAAUCAAACAGCUUCAGGAAUUUAAAUGCUCUUUUCUUUAAACUGACUUCAUGUUAUGAUUUUGUUUUUUACCUGCAUUAAAAGCUCACAUUGGCAGAAAGCUUUUUAUGAUUCAUUUUCCACUUUCUUUUUCAAGAUCCUUAACAAAGGAGCAGGAUCAGUAUAUAGGUAGAGUGAAAAAUUAUUAAAAAUAAAUACAUGCAACAAAUUUAAGCAUGCAUGAUAGUAGCAUCAGGUUUGAUAGCUGUGUUGUCUGUUCAACGAAUAUUCAAGAAAAUUCACGCUGAGUAAGAUUUACUGGUGGAUUCAGUUAUUUUUUUUGUUUUGUCAUUAUUGAUUUGAGUUUUCUUUUAGCAAAUGUUUAGUAAAAUCUGCCUUGCUAUUCUCUACCUCUGGCUCCUGAAGUAGUUCUCCCACCUUUCUGUCUCAUUAUUGCCAAGGUUGCAAAUGUUUAUACAUUUUACUUUUAAUUUUUUCAUGCAGUAACACUCACAGUUAAAUACAAGGGAUUUCAUAAUUUAGGUCUUGUUUUUUCAAAAUAUUGUUCUCUGCAUUUAAAACAAAGUAGUGAAUAAGUAAUCGGGAAUGUCAGCUGGAAAAGAUGUUCACUAUUCUAUCAUAUAUAAGGCAGCAGUGUUAGUGCAUUAAACUUUUGUGGCAGUUCUCCCAGGUAUAUCUGAAAGACUCUUAGUUUACUAAAUUAGUAAUAGGAAGCUACAAUGCAAUAUGAUUUUGGAAGAAAUACUGAUACUAACCCUAACAAAUAGAAAAUGUCAAGUAUCUCUAAUUUUUAUGUGAGAAAUUGAAAUUGGAUACAGGUACUUUUUUUUUAACUGUCCUAAGAGUGGUAUCUUAUUGCUGAUAAUACUUUUAGAACUGUAGGCCUAUGGAAGCUGUUUGAACAAACUUCUUUUUGGGAAAGAUAAGACAAUGUAACUUAUUACAUCCCUAUUAGCGAUGGCUUGUAUCCCAGAUUAGAAGAGAGGCUAAAACUCCUCCAUAUUCCUUCUCUGUAACACAUCACCUGUGCAGCUGUGCACCAUAAAAAAAGGUCCCAUGAGGAACGGUACAUGGGCAUUGACAUGUUUGUUUUUGGCUUUCAUCCAACCCCACCAGUGCAAUGGGCUCUUUUUUUUUCUUCUUGUUUGCCCAAUGGUUUCCUCUAAUAACAGUUUCCACCUGAACACCUAUGUGAGGCUAGAAACAUUGCCCAGGGAAAUUGACCAACCCUUGCAAGCUUCUCUUAGCAAAAAUUUAAAGGAUGUAUGGUACCGGUACAUUUAAAUUAGUUUUCUAACUACUGCUCAAUCUUAGUUGAAUAUGUAUACUUUUUUGGACUGAAUUCCCACAGGAGAUUAAAGAUUUCUUAAAGUAUGCAUAUUUCAUAUUUCUGAUUCUAUAUAUAAGGUGCCAGACAGAUUUUUAAAAUAUAAAAACAAGGCACUUGUAAACACCAUUGUCAAUUCAAUGAAAAAUGUUAAAUAGCCAUUCUAAGAAAGCCCCACUGAAAAAGUUGAUUGCAAAAGAUAAUUUUCUUGUUCACCAAAAUAAAAUGAUCUUCGUAUGGAUAUGUUGUCAAUGUUGUGUCACUUAAAUAAUGUGUAUUUAAAUAAGGCAUAUGUUGUUUUUUUACUGUUUCAAAAUAUACAAUAUUAUUUGUACAAUUGUAGUUUUUGUAGUUCAAAUGGUAUUUUAAUGACAAUUGUAAUUAUUAAAUAUUUUAAUUUUUAA